Perognathus longimembris pacificus (Pacific pocket mouse) is the source of this 10440-nucleotide messenger RNA. It is a transcript of the gene Brca2, whose product is annotated as BRCA2 DNA repair associated. Gene Ontology annotation, cellular component: nucleus. NCBI's taxonomy places the organism in Eukaryota, Metazoa, Chordata, Mammalia, Rodentia, Heteromyidae. The transcript has 27 exons. Gene Ontology annotation, biological process: double-strand break repair via homologous recombination; regulation of DNA-templated transcription. The coding region runs from base 178 to 10059 and encodes 3293 amino acids. The record is from RefSeq and is a predicted model, not a curated record.
GAGCUGGGGGCUCCGAACGCCGUGGGGCUCAGCACUUAUGGUGGCUUUUCGCCGGGAGAAGAAGCUGUGUGGGUGCAGUUUUUGUCAGCUAUUCCUGGCCCCACCACCCCUCAAAAAAGAGCUGGACCUCUGGAGCGGACUUAGUAACCAAGCAUCGAAGAAAUACCAUACAGAAAAAUGCCUUUUGAAUCCCAAGGGAGGUCAACAUUUUUUGACAUUUUUAAGACACAAUGCAGCAAAACAGAUUUAGGACCCAUAAGCCUUAAUUGGUUUGAAGAACUUUCUUCAGAAGCUCCACCCUAUAAUUCUGAACAUGAAAAUGAAUCUGAAUAUAAAAUCACCAGUUAUGAGCCAAACCCGUUUAAAACACCACAAAGGAAACCUUUUUAUCAGUUGGCUUCAACCCCAGUAGCAUUCAAAGAACAAGGAAAGGAUAUUGCCAAUAGUGAACAUAAAAACUGCCACACUAAAACGGACCACAUAAUGGAUGUUACCAGUCCACCUCUGAAUUCCUCCUGUCUUACUGAAAGUCCUCUUGCUCUGCGAUGUACACGUGUCACACCACAGAGAGAAAAGCCAGUGGUAUGUGGAAGUUUACUUUAUACACCAAAGCUUAUGAAGGAUAACACGCCAAAAAACAUUUCUGAAAGUCUAGGAGCUGAAGUAGAUCCUGAUAUGUCGUGGACAAGUUCUUUAGCUACACCACCAACCCUUAGUUCUACUGUGCUCAUAGCUAGAGAUGAGGAAACAUUUGGAACUAUAUUUCCUAAUGACACAACUGUUGAAAGUCUGAAGAAAAAUCGUUUCAUUCCAUCUGUAAUCAACAGUGAAAACAAAAAUCAAAGAGAAGCUAGCAGUCAUGGAUUUGGGAAAGUGUUAGAGAAUUCAUUUGGUAAAGUCAAUAGUGACAAAGAUGACUUUGGAACAUCAAUGACAGAUACCCAAGAUAAAGUACAGGAAAUAGUUGCUGAUAUUUCUGAAGAAGAUAGUUUUUCGUUAUGUUUUUCUAAGAAGACAAGAAAUCUACAAAAAAUAAGAUUGGAUAAGACUAGGAAAAAAAUUUUCUGUGACCCAAGCACUGAUGAAUUCAGUGAACAAGCUAAACAACCAGUUAAAGAAGAAAAAUAUUCGUUUGCAUCUGAAGUGGAACCCUGUGAUGGUGAUCUAUUAGACACUAACUUAGGAAAUCAGGACCCCCUUGGCAGUGAAAAUGACAAAACCUCCAAGGAGGCUGUACCAUCUUCAGACUGUGAAUGGUCGCAACUAAACCUCUCAGGCCUGAUUGGAACCCAGAUGGAAAAAAUACCUCUACUGCAUAUUUCUUCUUAUGAUCAAGAUAAUUCAGAAAAGAACUCAACAGACACAGAAAAGGAAUGUUUGACAUCUGUUACUACAGAAAAUUCUUUGCUAUAUAUUUCUAGUCUUCCACAAUCAGAAGAGGUAUCACAUGAGGAAACACUGAUAAGUAAGAGAGAUGAAGAACAACAGCUUGAGUCUCAUGAAGAUUCCUUUCUUGUAAAGCAAGAAGUGUCUGGAACUUGCCAAGUAGUUUCUCCAUUUCCAAGUAUCAAAAAGUCUAUAUUUAGGAUAAGACAUCCAUCUGAAGAGACUUCUGAUGCAGUUUUCUCAGGUAAUCUGACCAAUGCAAACUUUAAGGAAGAAAGCAGAACAUUUGAAAGUGGAUUGAAAAUACAUGCAUUUUGCUCCCAGAAGGCAGAUUCUUUAUAUUCUAGUUCACUUGAUACUGAAAACCAUCCAGCCACUAGCCCACAUACUCCUGUAACUCUGAAGAAUGAAGGUUUAAUAUCCAGUUUGAAAAAGAAGAGGAGAAAGUUUAUUUAUGCUAUAAAUGAUGAAACAUCUUGUCAAGAAACAAAAUCACAGAAAUGGCAAAAAUCAGAACCAACAAACUGUUCAUCCCAGUCUGAAGCACCACUUAUAUUUACAGAUGCUCACUCAGGCUUGUUGCAUUCUUCUGUUAGAAGAAACAAUUUACAAAAUGAGGCCAAAGAACCAUCAUUGUCUGCUACCAACUCUUUUCAGACAGUUCUGAGGAAAUGUUCUGACAAUGAAAGUGGUUAUGCUAAUGUAAUAAUACCUGAAGAUCGUAAUUAUAAAGAAGCAAGAAUUAAAGAAAAACCACAGUCAUUUAUAACCCCAGGAACUGAUUUUCUGUCGUACUUGCAGGAAAGACAGGAUGCUCCAAAAAGCCAAACUGUUUCAGAUAUAAAAGAAAAGAUACAGCCUGCAGAAGUGGAACUUGGUGGCUUUCACUUUGAAUCCAAGGAAAAUUUUUUAGAUGAUCUUGAUAAUGCUGGUACUCUUACAUUAACUCCUAGUUCCAAGGAUCCUCUUUUGAAUCCAAUUGUAUUUUCUAGAGGAAAAGAAUUAUAUGAAAUGCCAGAGAAAUAUAAGGUUAAGAAUUGUGAAGCUGAUAUUGAAUUAGCCCAAAACAUUCCCUUGGAAAAAAUUCCAGAAAUGUGUGUAUUAAAUGAAAAUUCAAAAAAAGCUGAGAUUUUGCCACCUGAAAAUUACAUAAAAAUAGCAUCAUCUUCAGUGAAGUUGCACUUCAAUCAAAAUAGAAAUCUAACAGUAAACCAAAACGACCAAGAGGAAACCUGUUUAAUUUCAGAAAUAGGUGUCCAUCUAAAUUCUGAACACAGAAUUUUCCCAGACAGUGAGAAUAAUUCCAUUUCUCUAAUAACUAGGGAAAGAAGCAGUGCUGUUUUAGAAACUACUGAGGAAUUCCACAAAGCAGACCUUAGUUGUAUAAAAGAACCCAUUUUCAAGAACUGCAUGAUGGUAAUAGAUACAGACAUAGAUCAUAAACAGACAGACCAAGUUUUGAUUACAGAAUGUUUGGGCUCAUCAGAUAAAGUAUAUGAUCUUACAAAAGAGAACAGAAAUAGUGCAAAGCAGAAUCUAAGAAGAACUCCAGGUCAAGAGUUAAAAUCAGAUUCUUCCUUGGUUAUAAAGGAUAUACAAUCAAACAGAAAUGAUUAUAAAGACAAAUGGUUAGGGCUCUUAGAUCCAGUUACAGAUCACAGUUUUAAUGGUAGCUUCAGAACAGCUUCAAAUAAAGAAAUAAAACUCGCUGAACAUAACAUUAAGAAGAGUAAAGUGCUCUUCAAAGAUAUAGAAGAAGAAUAUCCCACUAGUUUAGCCUGUGUUGAAAUUGCAAAUGCAGAUAUCUCCAUAUUAGAUCAUCAAAAGAAGCUAAACAAACUUCAUAUAUCCAACUUAGAGUCAGUUAAUACUUUAUCUCCUUGUGUUCAGAGUGGUACAUUUGUUUCUGACUCUGAAAAUACUCACACAUCCCCUCAAAUACUAUCUUUAAAGCAAGAUUUCAAUGCAAAUAAUAAUUUAACACCUAGCCAAAAGGCAGAAGUUACAGAACUUUCCACUAUAUUAGAGGAAUCAGGAAGUCAGUUUGAAUUCACACAGUUUAGAAAACCAUGCCACGGAGCACAAAAUCGUACAUAUGAAGUGCCUGGAAACCACAUGGCUGCCUCCAAUCACACUUCUGAUGCUUCAUCUCAAGGUCAGGUAGAUAGAAGUGAGAAGCUUAAAGGUAUCACCAGAGUUAAACAGACCUCUGCUUGCUUACUGAAAACAAACUAUAACAUAAGUAUGUCUUUUUUUUUAACACAUGAAAGUGAAAUGGAGUUUAGAGGCUUUUAUUCUGCUCUUGGUACAAAACUCAGUGUUUCUACUGAAGCUUUACAAAAAGCUGCAAAACUGUUCAGUGACAUUGACAUCAUUCACGAGGAGACUUCUCUAGAAGCCGAGCCAAGCUUUUCCUGUAAUAGUCAUCAAUCUUUUGUUUCCCCACAUCAGAUGGAGAGCCACAACAAUAAUAAAAAUUUAAGUGAGAAAAGUAGUAAAUGCCAACUAAUAUCACAAAAUAAUAUUGAAAUGACUCCUGGCAUUUUGGGAGAAGAAAAUACUGGAAAUUACAUGAGAAAUAGAGGAAGUAAAUGUAACAGAUGUACUGAUGUGAGAAGAACUAUUUGUAAGUUAGAAGAAUCUGAUGGCAGUGACUCUAGUAGGAAUGAUGAUACAGUUUACAGUCACAAAGAUGAAAGUUACUUCCAGUGUACUGACAAACAUAAUUUCUAUCUUAAAUCAGUUAGCCAGUUCACAAAAGAAGAAAACAUACAGACUAAAGAAAGUUUGUCAGACUUGACUUGUUUGGAGGUCAUGAAAGCUGAAGAAACAUGUCUUACCAAUUCUUCAAAUAAAGAACAAUUACCUGUAGGUAAGAAGGAACAAAAUAUAAAAGAUUUUGAUACAUCCUUUCAGACUGCAGGUGGGAAAAAUAAUAGAGUCUCUGAAGAGUCUUCGUGUGAAGUUUCAAAUUUCUUUGACAAAGAAAUAGGAGAAAUAAGUAACUUUUCCAAUUCCUUUAAUUCUGAAUUACUUUCUGGCAUAAUUAAGAGCAAAGUGAACAUUUCGGGUCAUGGGGAAACAGACAUGGCUAAAAACAAAAUAAUGAAAGAAAGUAACCCAGUUGGCACUGGAAAGCAACCAUCUGACUAUAAAAUGAGAAAGGUCAAAGAACCUACUCUCCUGGGUUUUCAUACUGCCAGUGGGAAAAAAGUAAAAAUUGCCAAGGAAUCUCUGGAUAAAGUGAAAAAUCUUUUUGAUGAAAAAGAAUAUGGCAAAAUCUGCAGUUUGGGUUAUCAAGAAACAAAGACACUAAAGUACAGAGAAGACUCUAAAGAAAGGCUUGAUUUAACAUAUGAGAGAGUUGAAGUAAAUAUCCCCAAACAUGAAGAAAUGCAGAAUUCCAUAGGUGAUAAAGAGAAAAAUUUGGUUUAUAGGGAAUCUAGGAUAGUACCCAGGCCAAGUGAUAAUUUGUAUAAACAAACUAAAAAUCUGAAAACCUCUAACAAUAUUUCUUUGGAAGUUGAAGUACAUGAAAAUAUAGAGGAAGAAGUAGCAAAAAGUUCUACAGCUUGUAUAAAUCAACCUUCUACAGCUUCAGUGUUUUACACAGGACAUGGUAGAAAAAUUUCUGUGAGUCAGGCUUCACUAUCUAAAGCAAGACAGUGGCUUAGAGAAGAAUUGGAUGAUCAUCUAGAAAAGCAAAAUAGUGCCAAAGUUGUGUGUAUAAAUAAGUACCCUAAUGAUAAUGUAGGAAAUGUGUCAUAUGAAAAUAGUUCAAACAAUAUAACUGAAAAUGACAAAAAUCUCUCUGAAAAGCAAGAUUUAACCUAUUUAAGUGACCAUACCAUGUCUAAUAGGAAUUCAUACCAUUCUGACUUUUGUCAUUCCAAUGAUCUAUACUUGGGACACUCCUCAAAAAAUAAUGGUGGUUCUUCUUGUAUCGAGACAGUUAUGAAUGUCAAUGGCAAGGAAAUCACUUGUUUUCCUGAAGUAGUAUCCACUGUUAGAGAAGUAAGUACAUACUCGCAAACUGUAAGAGAAAAUAUUUGUGCUCAGAAACUUGUGACUGACUCUUCACUGUCCGAAAAUAAAAAUCGAACCAUGAAUUUGGCCACUCCUGAUACAAAUAAUUUUGAGGCAGAGUCACCUGCAUCCAGUGCAGCUACUAGUAAAAUACUCUGCAUUUCAAAUGAAAAAACCAAAGAGGAAAAAGUAUAUACAGACAACUGCAAGAAGGUAAUCAAGCAAAACACUGAGAAUGAAUUAGAUACUUGCCAAACAAAACUUGUGGCAGGUAAGGCAUUAGACAAUUCAAGGGAUGUUGACAUUACUAACUCUGCAGAUAAUGACUGCUUAGAUUCACAUGAGGCCUUUGCUGACAUUCAGAAUGAACACAUUUCACAAAACCAAAGUUCAUCUGGAUUGGAGAAAGCUUCCAAAGUGUCACCUUGUAUCAUUUCAAAAACUCCAGAAAAGUGUGAACUUAUAGGGAAAUUUCCCCCAUCAGUCUCUUCUAAAAAUACUUUAGGGAUUUUUAGCACAGCAAGUGGAAAAUCUGUACAAGUAUCAGAUGCUUCGUUACAAAAGGCAAGACGAGUGUUUUCUGAGAUAGAAGAUAAUGCUAAGCAACUCAUUUCCGCAGAAUCACUUAAAAGUAAUGAAGAACAUUCAGAGUUUACAAAAGAAGAAAAUAUAAUGCAUAUCCCCCAGAAUGUACUGUUGGCCACCAGAUCCUUUUCCUAUCAUGUAAAUUCACCUGCUUUCUCUGGAUUUAGUACAGCAAGUGGAAAACAAGUUGCUGUUUCAGCAAGUGCCUUACACAGAGUGAAGAGUAUGUUUGAGGAAUUUGACUUAAUCAGCACUGAACAUGCCUUUCAGCAUUCACCUACAUCUAGACAAGAAGCAUCAAAAAUACUUCCUUGUACUGAUAAGAGAACCUCAGAACCUAUUAUAAACUCCAAAAUGCAAAAGGCUAACAAUAAUGAAUUUAAGUUACAUAACUCUAAUAUUGAAAGUAAUUCUGCAGAAAAGAAUCAGGCUAUUAACGUUUCUUCUUAUCUCUCCGAGUUUAAGAAGGACAAACAAUUGACAGGACAAACCAACACAUCACCUGCUGCAAACACUCAUCUUUUGGGGAAAAAACAAGCUUUACCCAAAAACAUAAAAAAGGAAGUUGGCAAGAAAUCUUUUUCUAAUGUUCCUGUGAAAACAAAUGCAGAAGAUUUUUCUUACUCCAAAGAUCCAGAAAACUAUUUUGAAACAGAAGCAGUAGAGAUUGCCAAAGCAUUUAUGGGAGAUGGUGAGCUAACAGAUCCUGAACCACCAGCACAUGCCAAACAGUCACUGUUUACAGGCUCCAACAAUGAAGACAGGGUUUUGUUGGAUUCCAGAACUGUGAAAAGAAAAGGAAUUGCCCUUAACUUGGCUGAAGAACCUCCAAUCAAAAGAAACUUGUUAAGUGAAUUUGACAAGAUAAUGGAACGUGAAGAAAAAUCUCUAAAGGCUUUAAAAAGCACUCCAGAUGGUAUAAUGAAAGAUAGAAGAUUGUACAUGCGUCUAGGGCCAAUUACCUGUGAACCCUUUAGCACAACUAAAGAACAGCAAGAAAUGCAGAAUCCAAAUGUUACUGCACCUGAUCAAGGAUUCCUAUCUAAACCUCAUCUUUAUAAACACCUGGAAAAAUCUUCAAGCAGUGUACCAGAUUCAGGACAGUUGGGUCAUAAAGUUCCCAUAUCAAGAAAUGAAACCAUGAGACAAUCGGUUACUAUGGGCAAACCAGCCAAAGUCUUUGUCCCGCCUUUCAAAGUGAAAUCACAUCUUCACAAAGAAGGAAAACAAAAGCAAAGAAACAUAGAUGAAUGUGGUUCCAGUGGUAGCAAAAACAUUUACAGUGAGAUUCAUCAGUUUAGCAAAGACAGCUCCAGUCAAGAAGCAACUAUGAUUUUCACAAAGUGUAAAGAACCUUUAGAUUUAGUUACAAGUCUUCAGAAUGCCAGAGAUAAUCAGACUGCACGAAUUAAAAACAAAGAAAGGCAACAGAUCUUUCCACAACCAGGCAGUCUGUAUCUUGCAAAAACGUCUACUCUGCCUCGAAUCUCUCUGAAAGAAGCUGUAGGAAACCGAGUUCCCUCUGCAUGUUCUCAAAAGCAGCUUUAUAUGUAUGGUGUUUCAAAGCAUUGUAUAAAAAUAAACAGCAAAAAUGCUGAAUCUUUUCAGUUUCAUACUGAGGAUUAUUUUAGUAAGGAAGAUUUACAUUCUGGAAAAGGAAUUCAGUUGGCUGAUGGUGGAUGGCUCAUACCCUCCAAUGAUGGAAAGGCUGGAAAAGAAGAAUUUUAUAGGGCUCUGUGCGACACCCCUGGUGUGGAUCCAAAACUUAUUUCUAGAGCUUGGGCCUGUAAUCAUUACAAAUGGCUUGUAUGGAAACUGGCAGCCAUGGAAGUUUCUUUUCCUAAAGAAUUUGCUAAUAGAUGCCUAAACCCAGAAAGGGUGCUUCUUCAACUAAAGUAUAGAUAUGACGUGGAGAUUGAUAGAAGCAAAAGGUCAGCCAUAAAAAAGAUCAUGGAAAGGGAUGACACACCUGCAAAGACACUUGUUCUCUGUGUUUCUGACAUCAUUCCAAGUACAUCUGAAACUUGUAACAGCAAAACUGAUGGUGCAGAUACCAAAAAUAUGACCAUGCUCGAACUUACAGAUGGAUGGUAUGCCGUCAAGGCCCAGUUAGACCCUCCACUAGUGGCUCUCUUAAAGAAUGGGAGAUUGACUGUGGGUCAGAAGAUCAUUACUCAUGGAGCAGAGCUCAUAGGCUCCCCUGAUGCCUGUGCACCUCUGGAAGCUCCAGACUCUCUUAUGUUAAAGAUUUCAGCUAAUAGCACUCGGCCUGCCUGUUGGCACACCAAACUUGGGUUCUUUCCUGAUCCUAGACCUUUCCCUCUGCCCUUGUCAUCAUUUUUUGCUGAUGGUGGAAACGUUGGUUGUGUUGAUGUCAUUGUUCAAAGAAUAUACCCUAUACAGUGGAUGGAGAAGACACCAUCUGGAUUGUAUAUAUUUCGGAAUGAAAGAGAAGAAGAAAGAGAAGCAACAAAAUUUGCAGAGACCCAACAGAAGAAACUAGAAGCGUUAUUUACUAAAAUUGAAGCAGAAUUUGAAGAGCAUGAAGAAAGCAUAACAAAACCAUGUGUGUCAUCACGUGCACUAACAAGACAACAGAUCCGUGCUCUUCAGGACGGAGCAGAGCUUUAUGAAGCCGUGAAGAAUGCACCAGACCCAGAUCACCUUCAGAGUUACUUCAAUGAAGAGCAGUUAAGAGCUUUGAAUAAUCACAGACAAAUGUUGAAUGACAAAAAACAAGCACAGAUCCAGUUGGAAUUCCAGAAGGCUAUGGAAUCUGCUGAAAAGGGGGAAGAACGUUUAUCAAGGGAUGUUACACCCGUGUGGAAGUUAUGUAUUGUAAGCUAUGGGAAAAAAGGAAGAGCUGCAGUCACAUUGAGUAUUUGGCGUCCAUCCUCAGCCUUACUGCACCUGUUGACAGAGGGUAACAGAUACAGAAUCUAUCAUCUUACUACAUCAAAAUCUAAAUGUAAAUCUGAAAGAGCUAACAUACAGUUGGCAGCAACAAAAAGAACUCAGUAUCAACAAUUACCGGCUUCAGAUGACAUCUUAUUCCAGGUUUACCAGCCAAGAGAGCCCCUUCGUUUCUGCAGACUGUUAGAUCCAGACUUUCGGCCACCUUGUUCUGAAGUGGACCUAAUAGGGUUUGUAGUUUCCAUUGUAAAAAAAAUAGGUCUUGCUCCUUUGGUCUAUUUGUCAGAUGAAUAUCAUAAUUUACUGGCAAUAAAAUUUUGGAUAGAUCUCAAUGAAGAUGUCAUUAAACCUCAUAUGUUAAUUGCUGCAAGCAACCUCCAGUGGCGACCAGAAUCCAAGUCAGAAAUUCCUACAUUGUUUGCUGGAGAUUUUUCCCUGUUUUCUGCAAGUCCAAAAGAAGGCCACUUUCAAGAGAGAUUCAACAAAAUGAAGAAUACUGUUAAGAAUAUUGAUGUACUUUGCAAUGAUGCAAAUAAGAAGCUUAUGUGUCUCCUUAAUGCAAACAACCCCAAGUGGUCCACCCCAACUAAAGACUACAAGUGCGAGACUUACCCAGCUAACCCGGUGCUUGGUACAGAAAACAAGGUUCUGAAGUCUUCUCCUAAUAGUGAGCAAAAUUACCAGAGUCAUCCAUCACUUUGUACACCAAAAGCGAAGUGCUUGCCCAACCCUGUUUCUGCCCAAAUCAUCUCAGAGUCUUUAUGUAAAGAGGAAAGAGAGAUUGACGACCCCAAAACCUGCAAAAAGAGGAGAGCCUUGGAUUUCCUGACUCGCCUGCCUUUGCCUCCCCCUGUGAGUCCCAUUUGUACGCUUGUUUCCCCAGCCGCACAGAAGGCGUUUCAGCCACCACGGAGCUGUGGUGCCAAACACGAAACACCUCCAAAGAGGAAAGACCUGAAUUUUCCUCAGGUGACUCCUCUUAAAAAGGUCAGUGGAGUUUCUCUUUUGGAACGUGAUUCAAUAGCUGAUGAAGAACUGGCGUUGUUAAAUACCCAAGCUCUUGUGUCUGGUUCCCUGCGAGGAAACCACCUGCUCGCCCCGGAAUCCCAGAGGAUGACUCCCCCUGGCGCCCAAGACCACCUGGGAUAGAAAAGACCACCGACUCCCUGAUGGAAGGACAUGAGAGUCCCCAAGCCAGCACAGACUCUGAGAAUAUGUCUAGAUUGCAAAGGCUGCAGAAAAUGAAAAUGACAAUAAUUUAGUUGUUUAUAAGAUGUGGACAGUGUCCAACUGCACACAGUAUUUGUGUAACAAGAAAAGAUGGAAACAGUUUCACAUUUAACUACCUGUUGUAUGUGAUAGGGAUUCUUUGCUUUGCUCUGUAUUUCUGUGCUUUUAUUUCAGUUGUCUACCUUACAAUUGACUGUUUAUUUACUAUCUACUCAAAAGCUCUUGUUUAAAAUUGUUUUAUUAGAUUUGGUCACUACUAGUACUAUUUUACAAAACAAAUAAACAUACCUCUAUACAUUG